This is a messenger RNA of Theobroma umbraticum, 2234 nucleotides long. Its product is annotated as S-adenosyl-L-methionine-dependent methyltransferases superfamily protein. Lineage: Eukaryota; Viridiplantae; Streptophyta; Magnoliopsida; Malvales; Malvaceae. The record is from RefSeq and is a predicted model, not a curated record.
AGAAAAAACAAGCGAGCUUCGGCCUUCGAUUAGCAGAGGAACUUUCUAAUUGCAGUGUUGAGGUUAGAAGGAAAACGAACGAAGAGAAUGGACAUAGCUCUCUUCUCUCCAUCUUCACUCUUCGCCGACGACGGCGACGACGAAGAAGUCUCUGUUGAUGAGGAAAAUACAGGGAUCCAUCAGAGCUAUGUGGAGAGGAAGCACCAGUUUCCUGGCAUGGAGUUGCUUAUUCGAGAAUUUUCCUUUCACCAGUUGAAUGCUAACUUACUCUGGCCAGGUACAUUUGCAUUUUCAGAAUGGCUAGUUCAACAUCAAUCAUGGAUAGAUGGUCGGCGUUGCCUUGAACUGGGCAGUGGGACUGGAGCUUUGGCUAUUUUUCUCCGAAAAUCAUUUAAUCUUGACAUAACAACAUCAGACUAUGAUGAUCAGGAAAUUGAAGAGAACAUAGCUCAUAACUGCCUGGCAAAUGGAAUUACACCUGUCCUUCCUCAUAUAAAGCAUUCUUGGGGAGACCCCUUUCCAACUGCUGACCCAGACUGGGACCUGGUCAUAGCAAGUGAUAUCCUGUUGUAUGUCAAACAAUACCCUAACUUGAUAAAGUCUCUCUGUUAUCUCCUAAAAUCUUACAAGCCUAAGGAUGACAAAGCUGUUUGUGCUGUGGGAAAUGACCAGAAUAGUGGAAUGCGUAUGGGGUUGCCUGCACCAGCAUUUCUAAUGAGCUGGAGACGCAGAAUUGGGAAGGAGGAUGAAUCACUCUUCUUCUCCGGUUGUGAGAAUGCUGGUCUCGAGGUGGAGCACAUUGGAUCCCGUGUGUAUUGCAUCAAACCAAGAGAAAAUAUUGUCACUAUCCCCCAAGAGAGUGGAUGAUUGAAGCUGGUAUGCAAUUAUGAAUGGCAGUUUGUUUUUUGCAGUCUAUAUCAGGAUUCAGGACCAUGGUCAUAUUAAUCAAAGUAGGCAACCUAGAAUGGUUGUUUUAAAAGUUUGGAAUGCAAGAUGUGAUGCUUCUCUUGAGAUGGUACUAAUUUUGCCUCAAUGAUGCAAUUGAUGAAUUACUUUUCUGUCAGCUCUUGAAAGCUUGUAACAUUUCUUAGAAAAAAAACCCAUCUAAAUGGAUUAAAUACAAAUUCUAUGAAGCUACUUUCACCCAUGGCAUUCUUCUUGAUAAAUGAUUACACCCCUUAUAUUUGAUUUACUUAUUUUUUUGCUGGCAUCACUCAAUAACUACAGUUAAUUCAGAUGCAGGAGGGAAAAAAAAACAGGGAGAUAAGGGUAAGAUCAGCUCAAAAUUUCUAGUAUAUCCCAGAUAAAAAUAAACUGAAUAAAGCCCUAAGGUGGUUCUCCCAUCAAGUUUGCAUUGUUUUAUGUGACAACAAAGACAAAUCCUCUGAUCAUCAUGUACCCAAAAAUUGAAAAGAUUGCUACAGUUUCAUCUCAUGAAAAAUGGAAAAGACUAAUUGCAGAAUAUUUGUAACUUUGUUCUAGCAUAUUCCAAAAAAAUAAGAGGUAUUUUUGAGCUUUCUUUUAUCCUUUUCUGAGGAGAGCUUCCAUCAAAAUGUGCCACCACUUGCUUUUGCCAUCAUUUACUGGAACACUGUAGAAGUCUUCCAUUUUCAUUUCAAUGGCAUUUCUGCUUCUGUUUCCUGUCACUUCAUUUGCAAUCCAAAAGUUUGAAAAUGAACUCCUCCUCAGUUUUCAUUUGGGAACAUGUAAUCUUGGCAUGCUUAGUUAAAACUUCAAAGCAUCAAACAGCAAGACACAUUAACUUGUGGCUAACUUAAUUGGUUGAAUAUCUAAUUCUAACCUAACUUGACCACACCAUAUAAACUCGAAUUUAUAGAAAGCUCUCCAACUUUAUAUUAUUAAGUUCAAAAAUCGACAAGCCAUGUAAAUUCUAACCAAAAAUAAGAUGGUCAGACAUAUCUACAAGCACUGGUUUUUGUCUGGCUCUUAUCAACAGAUAUAGAGGAAAGUUCCUGGAAACUGCAUUUGCCAUUACCCUUCCCCUAUCAUUGAUGUAUAUGUAUACCUUCUCUGCUGAAUAUCUAUAACAUUAUUGAAAGGAAACCCUUUGGGGCAUCCUCAUUUUGUCACGUGUAAGGCUUUAAAGAGGGGAUUUUAAGGCUGAUAACAAAUAGUAUACUUGAAACAAUGUUAAAAAAGAGCUGAUAACAAAUCUAAAUAAAAAACAAAAGAAGAAGAUGAAUUUACAACAAAAAUCCAUAAAAAGGUUAGAC